AUGAACGGCACCGCGCACCUGGACGAAUGGCAGCGGAGGUCCUUGGACAUUUCUUCUGGCAGCUGUACACCUGAACAGAAGGCUGACGCCUACCGGGCUCACAUCCUGUCCAUUCAGUAUGCAUCGGCAAGCUCCCAGCUCUCUCAGGCCGGCGCGGCCGGUCUGCUCAGGACCUACUCGGAGCUGUACGCCGCCGUGCUGGACUCAGACGACCCGCGCAUGGGGCUCAACAACUACGCCGAGAGCGCGCUCCAUCUGGCUCGCAGUCAGAGGAACUACAGCAGCAAAUGGGAGUCGUCCCUGACGGCGGAGAGCGUGCUGCAGAUCCCCUCCGUGCAGAAGAUGAUUCAGGCAAGUGCAGGGAGCGAGGGGCUUAGCGUGGCAGCAGCAGAUGUUGACGUAGCAGUGGGACAGGAGAGUAAAGUGGGCCCCCCUUCUGCUUCCUGUCCCACAGCCAGGUCAGAUGCUGCAUGGCUCAACGCUGUGGACAGAAACCUAACUAAUGUAUCGGCUGAGAGGUCGAGGGUCUUUGAUGGGGGCUCGGGGAAUCUGAGCUCUGUCUGUCGACCUCCGGUUCGAACGCAGUCCGUGUUCAGCCAUUUUUCUUCAUCGUCACCACAAGUGAACCCUGUUCCUGCAGGACCAAACCUUCAGCCCUCCUUCCCCUCCUCCAUCCCGGCUAAACGGAAGAACUUCUACUGCCAGGAUGGAGGGGGCAGUGGUGGGGGCCAACCCAGAGGUCGAGGGGGCGCUGAACCUGGACUCAACUUCAGAACGGCUCGAGAACAGUUCAUCGUCGACCAGCAGAAGAACCAUUCCUGCCAGCCCUCGAGAGCUCAGCCGCUCUCUGCGGCAGCGUCCGUGAAGAAAUCUCUGGGGGCCAACCGGCCUCGAGGGGCCUUUUCUAAAUUUGUGUCGCCCAUCGCUCGGCAGGAGGAGGAAGAUGGCGCCGCGGGCCAACAGUCCAGACCUGAAGUUCUGGACGAGCGCUUGAAGAAUUUUGAGCCGAAGAUCAUUGAGCUGAUCAUGAGUGAGAUCAUGGACCACGGGCCCCCGGUGGUCUGGGAGGACAUCGCAGGCCUGGAGUUCGCCAAGACCACCAUCAAGGAGAUUGUUGUUUGGCCCAUGCUGAGACCAGAUAUCUUUACUGGUCUCCGUGGACCGCCCAAGGGCAUCCUGUUGUUUGGACCUCCAGGGACUGGGAAAACGCUGAUUGGGAAAUGUAUCGCCUGCCAGUCGGGUGCGACGUUCUUCAGCAUCAGCGCUUCGUCGCUCACGUCCAAGUGGGUGGGCGAAGGAGAGAAAAUGGUGCGAGCCCUGUUCGCCAUCGCUCGCUGCCAUCAGCCUGCGGUGAUUUUCAUCGAUGAAAUCGACUCCUUGCUGUCCCAGAGGACGGACGGCGAGCACGACUCGUCGCGCAGGAUAAAGACCGAGUUCCUGGUUCAGUUGGACGGCGCGGCCACGGCGGCAGAGGACCGUAUCCUGGUGGUCGGGGCCACCAACCGCCCCCAGGAGAUCGACGAGGCCGCCCGCCGGCGCCUGGCGAAGCGGCUCUACAUCCCCCUGCCCGAAGCAGCCGCCCGGCGGCAGAUCGUCUCCAACCUGAUGGUCCGAGAGAAACACCAGCUGACGGAGGAGGAGCUGGACAGCGUGGUGACCGCCUCGGACGGGUUCUCCGGGGCCGACAUGACCCAGCUCUGCAGAGAGGCGGCCCUGGGGCCCAUUCGCAGCAUCCAGCUGUGCGACAUCGCCACAAUCACCGCAGAUCAGGUCCGACCGAUUCUCUACGGUGACUUCCAGGAGGCUCUGAAGACGGUUCGACCCAGCGUCUCAACCCGAGACCUGGACCUGUACGAGGACUGGAACAAGACUUUUGGAUGUGGGCGUUAAAGUUUCUCUCGACGGUUCUCGGUUACCUCGACCUCAUUCACACAGAGGAACCGUUAGA
Nematolebias whitei (Rio pearlfish) is the source of this 1948-nucleotide messenger RNA. RefSeq names its product fidgetin-like 1 (gene fignl1). The record is from RefSeq and is a predicted model, not a curated record. Gene Ontology annotation, molecular function: ATP hydrolysis activity; microtubule severing ATPase activity; ATP binding. The transcript has a single exon. Bases 1 to 1890 code for a protein of 629 amino acids. NCBI's taxonomy places the organism in Eukaryota, Metazoa, Chordata, Actinopteri, Cyprinodontiformes, Rivulidae.